Messenger RNA from Prorocentrum cordatum, 1140 nucleotides. The record is from the annotation of a GenBank genome assembly. NCBI's taxonomy places the organism in Eukaryota, Dinophyceae, Prorocentrales, Prorocentraceae.
CCCGCCCGGCUUUCCUUGCCCGCCUCGCGUUCGCGCGGGCGAGCAGGGCCCGGGCUGCUGGAGCCCAGGUGGCCGGCCCGCCGCGGCCGCGCUGCCCAACCCCCAGGGCGCCCCGCGGGGAGCAGGGAGGCCCUGGCCGCCCUGGCUCUGGCGCCGUGGGCGCUGCCGCCCCGUGCGGCGGCGUCGCUGCUGCGGCGGGGAGGCGGCUGCGUCGUGGAAGAGCCCAGCGGCUCUGCGAACGACUGUACCAUCACCCACGUGACGCUGCGCAGCGACCUCGGCUUCCCGGUGCAGAUCGAGAAGACGGGGGACACGGCAUACGAGGGCACGAUGUGCGAGGGCAUGAGCGGCUUCAGGACCGCCGUGAAGCAGGCGGCGCCGGUCUUCACCUCCGGAGGAGCGCUCUGGGAGGGGGCGGCAGUGGCCACGCAGGACGUGGCGCCGGGAUCCUCCGAGUCGUUCGCCAUCGUCGUGAAAGCGCUCAAGGGCGCGAACAUCACGUCUUCGACCGAGUACACCCUGACCGUGAAGCGGCUGUCGAGCGGGGCGGACCAGACCCCGUGCGAGGUGACCUACCAGCGCUCCGCCAUAGAGGACUGCGGGUACGCUCCCAUGCUGGAGAAGAGGAGGCAGGAGGCCGCGCUCAACCCCACCGUGGCAGAGCCGGCCACGCCCGCGCCGGAGGCGGUCGCCUGCUACGGCACCUUCUGCGGGCCCCUGGGCCGCCUGGUCCUGGCGGGCCUGGGGGCCGCCGCCUGCGCCUCGCUGCGAGGAGCGUGCUUCAUCGUCAUCGGCGCGCGCGUCUCCCGGCGUCUGCGGCAGCGCCUCUUCAAGUCCCUGCUGGUGCAGGAGAUCGGCUUCUUCGACACCACGAAGACCGGGGAGAUCACCUCCCGCCUCACGCAGGACUGCCAGAAGGCGGCGGACCAGGUCACUUUCAACGUCAACAUCUUCUCUCGCACCGUGGUGCAGCUGAUCACCACCCUGUGUUUCAUGAUGUACCAGUCGCCCGAGCUGACGCUGACCUCGUGCGCGACGGUGCCGGUCGUGGUGUUCAUCUCGAAGAGGUACGGACGUUUUAUGGAGAAGUUAUCCAAGGAGGUCCAGCAGAAAUUGGCGGACGCCAAUGCGGUUGCAGAG